AUGCAGAAAAAGGAGAAAAGUUUCGGUAUACAAAUGCUCUCAGUCCAGCCAGACACCAAGCCGAAAGGUUGUGCUGGCUGCAACCGUAAGAUUAAAGACCGGUAUCUUCUAAAGGCCCUGGACAAAUACUGGCAUGAAGACUGCCUGAAAUGUGCCUGCUGUGACUGUCGUUUGGGGGAGGUGGGCUCUACUUUGUACACCAAAGCCAACCUUAUCCUUUGUCGCAGAGACUACCUGAGGUUAUUUGGAGUUACAGGAAACUGUGCUGCCUGCAGUAAGCUCAUACCUGCUUUUGAGAUGGUGAUGAGAGCUAAGGACAAUGUUUAUCACCUGGACUGUUUUGCAUGUCAACUUUGUAAUCAGAGAUUUUGCGUUGGAGACAAAUUUUUCCUGAAGAACAACAUGAUUCUGUGCCAGACAGACUAUGAGGAGGGUUUAAUGAAAGAAGGUUAUGCACCCCAGGUUCGCUGA
This is a messenger RNA of Rhea pennata, 471 nucleotides long. RefSeq names its product LIM domain only 3 (gene LMO3). Gene Ontology annotation, molecular function: DNA-binding transcription factor binding; transcription coactivator activity. Bases 1 to 471 code for a protein of 156 amino acids. Gene Ontology annotation, biological process: positive regulation of transcription by RNA polymerase II. The record is from RefSeq and is a predicted model, not a curated record. NCBI's taxonomy places the organism in Eukaryota, Metazoa, Chordata, Aves, Rheiformes, Rheidae. The transcript is spliced from 4 exons. Gene Ontology annotation, cellular component: nucleus.